This is a messenger RNA of Porites evermanni, 6937 nucleotides long. Lineage: Eukaryota; Metazoa; Cnidaria; Anthozoa; Scleractinia; Poritidae. The record is from the annotation of a GenBank genome assembly.
UCACUCGUGCGAAAGCUUCACAACAGCCCCAGCAGAAACAUGGUUGUAUGCCAGGAGGUCUUUGGCAAAACAGAAACGGGGGAAGAUGUCAUCAAAUAUACUAUUCAAAAUAACAAAGGCCUCGAGCUGGUUGCGAUUUCUUGGGGAGCUACUUUAGUCUCACUAAAAUGCCCUGACAGGUAGGUCUUAGCUUGCGUGACUGACUUGUUCGCUUGUUAAAAUUCAUAACCAUACACCGUCAAAUGUAAGCUUACUUGGCUCCGAGACUGAAGGGAAUAAAAUAAAAAACGGCGUUCCGAUUCAGGGAUGAAAAAAGAAUUUCGUUAGUUGUAUUUCCUUAGCCUCGGAGAAGAUAUAAGUUAAAACAUGACUGUGUGCUUAAUUUGGCCUUUUGGACCCAAUUGCAACUCCAGCACAGGGUUUGUUGUCUCGAUCCAUUUCCUUUUCAGGCGUCCUAAAGAAAAACAAAAGAAAAAGUUAUCACAAAGGGUUAAGGGAUUUUUCAUGUCGCGUUUUUUCAAGUGUUGCUAUAAUUGGCCGGGUAUUUUGAGGAUGAGAUCUCCAAUUAAUAGCGAGUGAAACUAAUUUUGAUAAAUGUAUGCAUCCGCACAAGGAGCUCGUGACAUUGUACAUGUUUCGAGAAGGCUCUUUGAAUAAACAUAUACCCAUGAAUCCAUUACACUGAAUAUUAAUUUUAUUGUUCAUGGUUUAUACUUACAAGUGACAACAGCCGUUUUUUUGGUUGCUUUCGGUUUUUCUGGACUGAUCUUUUUGCAUGUGGGUUCUGGAUUACUGAUCUUGAGAUUUUGAACUUAACCUCCCCCAACAUAAUAGCCCUCUCUAGGAAAAUGAAGGGAAAAAAAUAAGGAAUUAAAUAAAUUAGAUAACAGAAACUUGAAUUAACCAAGCAGAAGUGUUAGGAUUAAGCAGACGGUAUGAAUUUAAAGUUAAGAGUUCAUAAAUGUACAUGUCAUUUUAACAUGGUAGAACAGAAACGUUCAAGUGUCUGCAAUGCAGGCUAAUAAAGAAUAACUCCCCAUAAAUUCACAAAAAUUUUCACAUGAAAAGAUUAAGGCUGGUUUGAUAUCUAAAAGCAGGUUUUUUUCUUUCACAGAGUGUUUCACAUGCCAAAAUAAUCACAUGUGUUUCACAUGAACUGCACAUAUUAUUUGUCAUUCACAGGUUUGGCUCCCAGCAGUAAGUUUUGAGUCCCAACAGGACACACAAAAAACUUGAAUUCCAGCUUGUCCUUUGCACAGGCAGCUGUCAUACAUUUUGCUUGCCCACCAGGGCCACUUCUUGCUCAUCUUAGUUAACAAUCUUGUCAGAGGAUAGCCUGCGUAGCUGGCGGUAUUGUGUGGGUGCGAGAUUAAAGUUUUGGCGGCGGAGCCGUGUUCCAAAAAAAGGGAGUAGGGACGAGGCGGUUGAAAUACCGCCUGCCAGAAAACCCCGGUAUUUUGAAUACCUCCGCACACCAGUGUGCGGGGAAACGGAUUGGUCGAGGGCCAUACAUAUGUCAAUCAUGUUAGAUGAGCCUUCGCGUAUAUUUCCCAAUUUAGGGAGCAGAUGGCGAACUGGAAAAGACGUACAUGUAAAGUGAUUGUGUUUUCCGCUUUAAAAAGAGCAUAAUUGAUGACCAAAUUGCCAAAAUUGCGUCUUUAAACUUCACAGCGCUGGAAUUGUCUUAAUUUAGCCGUAAGAAACAAAAAAAUUAAAACACUUUACAACUGCAUCUGAGAUCAAAUCCUAUCAGGAACACCUACUGAAGAAUAAACCACCGGAAAUGGUUACUCAGUAUGCAUGUAACAAACCAGCUUCAUGACCUUUUAAUGUUAAGCCUAGUGUUGCAAAAAAAGAUUUACUCAGUCAAAGUUUAGAAUGAUACAUGCACUGGGGUAGUGCUAGUAACCUUUGAGCGAGAGCCGAGAAAAUAAAAAAAACCCUCUGUUCAAGCAAACUCACAAGGUCACGUUUCACAUUGUCACGAGCUUAGGAGUCGUGUUUAGCCUGUCAACGCUUAUUUCUAAACUGUCUCGCGCGAAAAUAAUCGGAAGUUUCAAAUUGCAGGUUUCUCUUUGAUUGGCUGAUUUAAUUGGGAUCAGCUAACGUGACAAAAGUGGGCGGCAUUCGAAAAAUCAUGGUUCUCUGGCAGGCGGUAUUUCUCGCGGCUUCGCCGCUCGUGACGGCUCCGCCGUCAAAUCUCACUCGACUAUAUUACAACGGCUCCGCCGCCAAAUCUCACUCGACUACUACACAAUACCGCCAGCUACGCAGGCUAGUCAGAGGAUGACUUUCCUGCACCCUUGCCCUUUGGUCAAGUAAGCUUUGGCCCUUUAAACCCUAAGAUCAAAAUUUGAAUUCUCAUUUGUUGCGGCCCCUAUUCAUUUCCUACAGAAGUAGUGGGGAGAAGUUGAUAAAAUAUCAAGCAAAUUCAUCUUGUGUGAUCAUGUCUGUAAUUCUCAUGACCACUCUGUUUUACAAAGCAUUGAUAUUACAAGGAGAAAUUUGAUGCUGAUCACUCUUGCCCAGCAAGAAAAUCCAGUUGUCCUGGACAACCAGAUGGGGCUUUUUUGAGCCCUGCCUAAAAGAGCAAAUAGCAAUACUUAAAUCUUAUUAUGUAACAAGCUAUAAGGGAUAUUCUUAAUACAUACACAGUAGUUAUUACUGGGUCACUUUAAACAAAGAAGUGUUUUUAAUUUCCAGGAAUGGGAAGAUAGAUGAUGUAGUUCUAGGAUAUGACAAACUAGAAGGUAAAAUCACAGUUGGAAAAAUGAACUCUUAGAUGGUUUUAUUUUAUUAAAUCCUUGCCACUUUUUAAAUUUUUUUCCCUUACAAAAUUAUGAUAAAGAAGUUUUUACUUAAAUGUCUGAUUUUAAAUUAAGACUACUUGGAAAACCCGCCAUCAUUUGGAUCAACUGUUGGAAGAUUUGCUAACAGGAUAGCUUAUGGAAAGUUCACACUUGAUGGGAAAGAAUACCAGCUGGCCAUAAAUAACCCACCCAACCACUUACAUGGGGGAUUGAAAGGCUUUAGUAAGGUACACUUUGUUUUUUUCCUAUCAAAAGCCAACAAUUUAUGAUAUAUUUACUAUGCAAUAGUAAAUUUCAAGAUUUAUAUACAUGUACACUGUAUAUGUUACAAGUUAAAAUUAAACCUUGGUUCACUCUCAUGCUCAAUUUCCUUUGUGUCCUAGCCCUGAUUAUUCAUGAAUUAACGUAGGUUAAAAAAUUUUAACCUGAAUUUAAUUUUGACCUGUACUGGCCACCUAAUUGACAACAAUUAAUUUUGUUUUAAUUCUUUUGAUGGUGAGGCCAUUAAAAAGAUACAUGUACAGAGAAAAGGUCCUCACUUUAUUGGGCUGUUUGUUUAUGUAUUUUACUUGAAGCAAAACUGGCAAAGUAAAGUAAAGGACCAAAAUGAGGUUGAAUUUAAAUAUGUAAGCUGUGAUGGAGAUCAAGCCUACCCAGGUGAGCUGACAGCUGAGGUGGUGUACUGUCUCACGGAUGACAAUGAAGUCAAGCUGCAUUACAAGGCUAGCACUAAAAGUCCCAGCAUUCUCAACCUCACUAAUCAUGCCUACUUUAACUUGGCUGGACAGGUAAUUAUGCACAUACAAACAGGGUGCAAAGAAAGUCAGUUAUACAUAUACAACUUGCCAUUUGGGCAAGCUUUACCUAGCUUGCAUAUAAUUUUUUAUGUACUAUCCCAAAAGUCAUUUCAAGUAGCCAAAAUUUUUUCUGAUGAGUAGCUAGGAUUGAUUACAGUUCUUCAGUAAUUUGAAUUCCCCAUGAAAGAUAUCACUUGCCUGUUGUGCAAGUCAAGAAGUUAAGAACAGAAUUCACUAAGCCCUAAAAGCAAAAUCCACUAGCCUUGGGCUGUUGGACACUACUUUCUUUGCAUGGUGAUCUGCAAAGUACUAUUUUAUUUGCAUUUGUUUAUUCUGCUUAAUUUUAUCACUGAUGAAGUCCACUAGCUAUUUCCUUUGUUGUUGUGUUUAACUUACUUCAGUUUACUUCUCACCAAUGCAGUAAUACAACCUUAGUACUGUAAAGCGAGACUGCAAGUAGUAUCUCUUUUUCUUCAAAUUUAGUUAGGGGAUUGCCCUCCAGGGCGAGCGUAAGUCUAGGAAAAGAUGAUCAACAUCAGAUUUCUCUUUACAUUUUAUAUUUAUCGUCGCAGGUUGAACNAAAAAAUUUUAACCUGAAUUUAAUUUUGACCUGUACUGGCCACCUAAUUGACAACAAUUAAUUUUGUUUUAAUUCUUUUGAUGGUGAGGCCAUUAAAAAGAUACAUGUACAGAGAAAAGGUCCUCACUUUAUUGGGCUGUUUGUUUAUGUAUUUUACUUGUAGCAAAACUGGCAAAGUAAAGUAAAGGACCAAAAUGAGGUUGAAUUUAAAUAUAUAAGCUGUGAUGGAGAUCAAGCCUACCCAGGUGAGCUGACAGCUGAGGUGGUGUACUGUCUCACGGAUGACAAUGAAGUCAAGCUGCAUUACAAGGCUAGCACUAAAAGUCCCAGCAUUCUCAACCUCACUAAUCAUGCCUACUUUAACUUGGCUGGACAGGUAAUUAUGCACAUACAAACAGGGUGCAAAGAAAGUCAGUUAUACAUAUACAACUUGCCAUUUGGGCAAGCUUUACCUAGCUUGCAUAUAAUUUUUUAUGUACUAUCCCAAAAGUCAUUUCAAGUAGCCAAAAUUUUUUCUGAUGAGUAGCUAGGAUUGAUUACAGUUCUUCAGUAAUUUGAAUUCCCCAUGAAAGAUAUCACUUGCCUGUUGUGCAAGUCAAGAAGUUAAGAACAGAAUUCACUAAGCCCUAAAAGCAAAAUCCACUAGCCUUGGGCUGUUGGACACUACUUUCUUUGCAUGGUGAUCUGCAAAGUACUAUUUUAUUUGCAUUUGUUUAUUCUGCUUAAUUUUAUCACUGAUGAAGUCCACUAGCUAUUUCCUUUGUUGUUGUGUUUAACUUACUUCAGUUUACUUCUCACCAAUGCAGUAAUAUAACCUUAGUACUGUAAAGCGAGACUGCAAGUAGUAUCUCUUUUUCUUCAAAUUUAGUUAGGGGAUUGCCCUCCAGGGCGAGCGUAAGUCUAGGAAAAGAUGAUCAACAUCAGAUUUCUCUUUACAUUUUAUAUUUAUCGUCGCAGGUUGAACUUGAUGUUUUGGAUCACGUAGCUCAAAUAAAGGCACCUUCUUACUUGCCUACAAAUGAUGUACAGAUUCCAACAGGUACUUAACAAGAGUUGCCUUUUAAAAAACCAUUAAAAAUAACUCUAUUCCUGAUAGUGUACAUCUUUAAGCCGCCUGGGUGUCAUAUGAUUCGGGAAUUGUCCUCAAAUAGAAUCAAACUGUACAACAUGUAGAACAUAAUUAGAAAUGUAUGGAUAGGUUUUGCAGUUGACAUGAGAUUUUAUGCAUCAGAUUUCCAUGAACAUUGAAUUGCAGGAUGAAAGUUUUGUAUGUACCGUACUGUGUAAAUUUCAGAAGUUUUUUUUACUGGCAUUUCCACUCAGGCAGUGACCUCCUCACAUUAUCUCACAGACUGAUAAAUCAAAACAACUAACAUUACUAACUUCAUGUACACUAACAUUUCUGCCAAAUGAUGUACAGAAAAGCCGUAACAAAAAUAUGUCAGUUACUUGUCAGAUACUAACUUUACACACUUAUAUCUCAAGGUGAAAUAUGCUCAGUGUCAAGCCCAAAUAGUGCAUUUGAUUUCUUAACACCAAAGCCAAUAGGCCAAGAUAUAGACAAGAUUGGAGGCUAUGACCACAACUUCUGUCUACCAAAAAGCAAGGAAUACUGUGCAGAGUAAGUUAGUUAGUUGAGAUAAGAAAUGAUCACAUGGUCAAUGAUCUUUUACCGGUGAAAAUUUUCAAUCAACGUACUGGCAUCUAACUGUGCUUUUGAGCAUAAUAAAAAAAAUUCCCCAAAUAACGUCCCAAGAAAAUAAAUGUCAAAUUUCACAAAAACACAUGAAGUUCUUAGAAUUUUACCUGUGUUUUCACAAUUCUUGUGAAAUUUGACAUUCAUUUUCUCAGACUACCACGUGAAAUUUUCGUUGGUGUUACUACAGAUGACUAAUUACAUCUUAAGCCCUUGAAAACUGUAAAAAAGAGUGCAAUAUUCUUUAAAUUAUUCUGGUACAAGGUUUUUGUCCACUGAAAAUUAAUAUUACUCAAUUUCCUGAUGAAUUUUGUCUUAAUCCUUCAGAGUUUAUCAUCCCACCAGUGGCCGUGUAGUUACAAUGUUUACCGAUCAGCCAGGAGUACAGUUUUAUACUGGUAAUGGUCUGGAUGGGUCACCAGGCAAAGGAGGUGUGUGUUACCCAAAGUACGGUGCAUUCUGCUUGGAAGCACAGAAUUACCCUGAUGCAAUUAACCAGGUCAGUUCAGUUUGAUGAGAAUAAGGGCUCGAAAAAACUUGAAUUCCAGCUUGUUAGUUGAGCAAGUAGCUCUCACAUUUUCCUUGACUGAGACCACUUCUCGCUUGUCAUAGUUAAUGAUUUAGUUAGAAGAUGACCCUAGGACCAUUGUCCAUCAGGGCAAAUAAGCUUCCAAAGUUACUUGCCCAGCAAGAAAAUCUACUUGUCCUAGAAGUCUGUUUUAUUGUUAAAAACACAUUAAAAAAACUCCAUGUUUAACCACCUUUGUAAGCCACCACCUCUCAUAUAAGUGACCCAAAGCAAAAACUAACUCUCUGCAUAUUGGGUGGUGGCUUAUAGGCAGUUAACUGCAUUUGGUCACAUGUAACUGCACUGUAUUAAAUAAGGUUGCAUCAGAAAUAGCUCUGCACCAUGAGUAAGAAAUCUAUUUUGUUGACAGUAUCCAUGGUUUUUUUUAUUUUGUUUUAUCAACAGAGCAAUUUCCCGAGCCCUAUUCUCCGCCCUGGUGAAGUCUACCAACAAGUUACUGUCUACAGAUUUGGUGUCAAACCAUAA